Molecule: messenger RNA, 1443 nt
Organism: Malurus melanocephalus (red-backed fairy wren)
Lineage: Eukaryota; Metazoa; Chordata; Aves; Passeriformes; Maluridae
Gene: CLTRN
Product: collectrin, amino acid transport regulator
Exons: 6
Coding region: 78-752 (224 amino acids)
Source: RefSeq, a predicted model, not a curated record
CYGGGUCACAGAAAGUUUAAGAGUGCUUUACAGGGGAGACUCACUUCUUUUUGCCUCAAUCUUUCCAUGCUGACGGGAUGUUACGGGCUUUGCUGUUUACAYUCUCUGUAGUUGCCAUUGCUCAUGCUGAGCUCUGCAAGCCAGAUGCACAGAAUGCUUUCAAAGUACGGAUUAGUAUCAAAACAGCUUUGGGAGAUAAUGCAUAUGCCUGGGAUGCUAAUGAAGAGUACCUCUUCAAAGCAAUGGUGGCUUUUGCAAUGAGAAGAUAUUCCAGCAAGAGCACGACUCAAAUUUCCAAUGUGCUGCUCUGCAAUGUGACAGACCGGGUGUCCUUUUGGUUUGUGGUCACAGAUUCUUCMAAAAAUGUGACAACUGUUCCUGGAAGUGAGGUAGAGGCAGCCAUCAGGAUGAACCGGAACAGAAUCAACAGUGCCUUCCUACUGAGCGACAAAACACUGCAGUUCCUGAAGAUAACCUCAACCUUAUCACCUCCUGUUGAACCCUCUACACCUGUCUGGCUUAUUGUAUUUGGUGUUGUUCUUUGUCUCAUUGUGGCYGGGAUUGUUUUCCUCAUUUUUUCAGGGAUUCAGAAGCACAAGAAAAAGAAUAAAGAGUCAACAGAGACAGAAAAUUUAGAAGAGAAAGUUGAAGUGACACUAGAAAAUGGGAUUCCUUGUGAAGCACUGGAUUUAAAACCAGGCCACRUUAAUGGAGUCUUUGCAGCAGAUGAUGAACGGUUCACAUCCCUAUGAAAUGCUGCCACUGCUCCCUGGUGGUUUUCUGAAAGACUCCUGUGCCUACGUUAUCUCGUCACUACUCCUGAAUGUCAAACAUGAAGACCAGAAAAAUGUCCUUUCACAUAAUUUCCCUUGAACCUUUUGCUGAUAACAUAUACACUUGAGCCUCCAUUACAAUUCUUUUUUCAURAGCAACAGAAAUAAGAAGCCUUCAGAUAAUAUCCAGAAAAGAUUUUCAGAAGAUAUGUGGCAGAACAGGGUUGGAGCCUACCUUGUGUCAGGCAUCUAAUUUUUAAUGAUUAUUUAAAUAUGUCCAUUGCUUCUUUUUCCCUAAGAUAAGUAUGAAACUGCAUUAUGCCUGAAUGACACUGGGGAGAUCAUCUAUCAUUGUCAAUUYUUGAUGGGUUUUCUUUCAAGCCAUAUACAAAAGUUUCUCUGUAAAAUGACUUCUGUUUGCUGCUAUGUAGUAUGCCUUUGAAUGGGACAGUGAUCAGUGUAUGAAAGUUUUCUUUUAUCGAGAAACAAAAAAGCUUUCACAGCCUCUGUAAGACCAGGUCAAAAUAGCUGGAUCAUCUGUACCUCUGGGACUAGCAAAAAUCUGGUUCUAGAGGUGUUUUUCACUUAACUGUCAAAAGUUGUAGAUUAUUUGAGCUGGAAAUUAAAAGUUGCAAAACUCUGAAAUUUGUUGAAACUGRAAGUUGCAAAA